UGUUUCCCUGUUCUAGUCUUAUCAUUAUUAUUUGCAAUGUUCAAUUCUUUUGAAGGCAAUUUUAAAACACGCCCAAAAAUAAAUCUUGGAGGUCAGAGAGUGCAAGAGGACAAAUCAACUCUUAUAAAAAAGAAUAAGGAACAGCGUCGUGAACGAGACAACGAGCGUUUACGUCAGAAAUCAGCUAUAAAGAUCCAGGCAUUUUAUCGUGGAAGAAAUGUAGCAGGAAAUUUGCGCAAUAAAGAACGUGCCGUAUGGGAUCAAAACGCUGAAUCUAUUUUUCGUGCAGUUCAUACUAAGUGGGAUGUAAAUGCCGCGGCUUCUCUGGUUGAACUUGUGCGCAGUUUCCUCUUUUUUUAUCGUUCAACUCAUGAUGCUCAGCGCGAAUUAUGCUUGUGUCAGAUUUUAUGGAAGAAGAUGUUCGAUGUUGAAACAAUAUUUGUCCCAUUUUAUUACGAAGAUUUGCGCUAUACUUGGUUUCAUCAGUUGAAAAAACUUUUGCUUAUAUUUAUUAAAAGUGUCGGGUCACAAUCCAUAAAUCGUGAUCGCGAUAUAGUUAAUUAUUUAAAUACUUUACUUUUGGCUGUGGAUGUCAAUAAGUAUAGACAAUUAGAAGAAGGUGGCAGCUUUUCUCUUUAUCCAUUCCAAAUCAUACCUACUUCUGAUCCUGAUUAUGCUUUUGCCUACGAAUAUUCUCUUAAAGAUUUCAUCACAUAUAUUUUUACCAUACCACUAUUGGCGGAUCGUGUCGAAGCUUUGGAGCUUCUUUCUUCGAAAAUGCCAUUAUAUGAUAUCAUAUCAGUAAUAGCCAGUAAUGAUUGGAAUGCUGAACAAGGAAAUCGUCCGGAAUCAUUUGAUGAACCACAAAUUGAUCCGAGCAUUCUAAAGUGGAUUUCCGUCUUAGUCGACGAUAAACAUUUGGAAUCUGUUUUGGCGUUUGCAAAAUCCGCAAAUACAACGGCUCUACUCAAAAUUUCAUAUUUUUUAUCAACUUUGAUGAUUCGUUGGUCUUCAAAAAGAUCAGACUUAUUAAGUAAAAUGUCAUACGGAAAGCUUUCCAUAUCAGAAAACAAAUUUUCAGUUAAUGCAUUAUGGGAAGCGUUCAAAGAAACAGAUCUUGCUCGAUUGUUGUCAAAUAGUCAACCAUUAUCAAUUGGUUUCAUUACAGAUACCACAAAUAUUGAACAAUGGGGUAUGUUUUACUUGUUUUGCGAGCUAUUUAGUCGAAUUUUACUUCCUAUGGACGAUUAUGAAUUUUUUGAUGGAAGUAAAAAUCCUUUAAAACUACCGGAGAUUAUUGAGAUGUCUACUUAUAUGAAGAAUAUAGCUUUUAUUUUAUAUUGGAACAGUCCUCAAUUAAAAAUAAGCAACGCUAUCGAAGGUAGUUGCAUUAAACCCAUUUAUAUUCGAGAAGUUGCUACCAGAUUGUUAAAACAGAUUCAUGCAAGAGACUCUCGCCGACGAUUCACUCCAGAACGUCAUUGGUUAAUGACGUCGGAAUUUGAUAUGAGCACUUUCGCUAAAAAUGUUGUCGCAGAAGAGCAGGAACUUGAGAAUGAUAAAACAAAUCUGGAUAAACGACAAUUGGAAUUCGUUAGCCCGCGUCUUGGCGUCCUUCACAAUAUUCCUUUCGUAAUACCUUUUGAGGAACGUGUCAAAAUUUUUAGGCAGUUUGUUCGUAAUGACCGUGAACGUCAUAUUCAUACUAUAUUUGAGCCUCGAACACGUGUGACCAUUCGUCGAAAUAAAAUAUUCGAAGAUGGAUUUACUUACCUUAACGCCAUGGGCCCUAGAUUAAAAAAUCCUGUUGCUAUUCAAUUUAUUGACGAAUUUGGGAUUCAAGAAGCUGGAAUAGACGGUGGUGGUUUAUUCAAGGAAUUUUUGACUUCAUUGACGCGGAUAGCCUUUGAUGCAGAAUAUGGGUUGUUCCUUAGUACAAAUGAACAGCUUUUAUAUCCGAAUCCACAUAGUUAUGCACGUAAUGAAACGCAGCUACGUUACUAUGAGUUCCUUGGUCGUAUAUUGGGCAAAGCUUUAUACGAAGGAAUUUUGGUUGACGCGGCUUUCUCUGGCUUUUUCCUGAGUAAAUGGUUGGGAGAACGGUCGUACUUGGAUGAUUUACCAUCCGUUGAUCCAGAAUUAUAUCAGGGCUUGGUUUAUUUGAAAAAUUAUAAAGGAGAUGUAGAGUCUGAUUUAUCAUUGAAUUUUACCAUAGUAGAUAAUGAGUUUGGAGAAUCACGAACUAUCGAUUUGAUCCCUGGAGGCAGUGACAUUCCAGUUACCAAACACAAUCGAAUCAACUAUAUUUAUAAGAUGGUCAAUUAUAGGUUAAAUGUUCAAAUAGGUUUGCAAUGCCAGGCAUUUUUUCGUGGUUUAAUAGAUUUAAUAGAGCCGAAAUGGUUAAAAAUGUUUAAUCAGCAAGAAUUACAAAUUCUUGUGGGAGGAGCGUACAUUCCUAUUAAUAUUGCAGACUUACAACAAAACACUGUGUACGCUGAUUACAAGGAUGAUGAUCCCGUCAUCAUCAACUUUUGGAAAGUCGUAUCUGAAUUUUCCGAAGAACAAAAGCAAAAAUUAAUAAAAUUUGUUACAUCUUGUUCUCGACCUCCUCUUCUUGGUUUUAAAGAACUAAACCCGAAGUUCAGUAUACGUAGAGCUGGUACUGGAGCAAGGUUGCCAUCAUCAAGUACUUGUGUAAAUUUGCUUAAAUUACCGGCUUACCCUGAUGAAAACACUUUGAGGCAAAAAUUGUCAUAUGCUAUUAAUGCUGACGUUGGAUUCGAUCUUUCUUAG
Molecule: messenger RNA, 2793 nt
Organism: Dentiscutata erythropus
Lineage: Eukaryota; Fungi; Glomeromycota; Glomeromycetes; Diversisporales; Gigasporaceae
Source: the annotation of a GenBank genome assembly